ACUGUUUUCCUCUCAUGGCGUCGAUGCAACAUUUUGAAACCCUAGAAAUGCAAGCCAAGAAACUCGUUGGCGAUGAACCAGUACAUCUGAUAAAUCUCCUAUACGACCUCUCCUCCUCUGACAACACCGUUCGCUCCAACGCCGAAUCGGUCUACAACUGCUGCAAGAGAGAGUACCCGUACUCUCUCUCUAUAGGACUCGCUUACCUCCUCAGGGGCAGCACUAUGCCAGAGACUCGGACCAUGUCGGCUCUCCUACUCCGCCAACUUCUCACUCGCUUCCGUUGGCCUCAAAUCCAGUCUCAGAUCCAAGACACUUUGAAAUCAAUCUGCAUUGAAUGUCUCGAAACUGAAACUUCACCGGAAGUUUCCAAGAAUCUGUGUAAUUUGGUCUCUGAUAUCGCGAAGAACCUUUUACCGAGAUUUGAAUGGCCCGAGCUUCAAUCGUUUAUGCUCACAUCUCUAUCGUCUGGUUUAUCUCAUGUUCGCGAAUUGGGGCUUUUGUUGUUCAUUGAAUUGAUACCACAUUAUGCUGAAAUAUUCAGUCCUCAUGUGGAUACUAUACAUGCUGCAUUUGUGAGUUUUAUGGAACAGUCUUUGGAGGAUUUGCCUUUGGGAGUUGGGGCAGUCAAGGCUUCGGUGAAAUUGGUUCUACAUUUUCCAAUACGUCAAACCAUGAAAAGUUUCAGGACCUUUUGGACUGUGUGUUCAGAACUAUGUCCGAGAUUGUGUUAGAAAAGGUAGAUGAGAUGUAUGCACAGAAGGUGCUUGAGGAAAUGAUUGAGCUGGCAGGGACGAAAACGGGUUUCUUGAGGCAGCGAAUUGAGACUUUGGUUGAUUUUAUGAUCUUGGUUGCUGAGCAAGAUCAGGUCUUUGAAGAGAAGACAAGGCAUCUUGCCGUUGAAUUCAUAAUCACGGUCGCGGAAGAUAGAGAGCAAGGAUGCCUUAUGAUUCAAAAUUUGCCUCAGAGUAUAAAUAAGUUGCUUGGUCUCUUCAUGAACAUGCUAUUGUUUAUUGAGGAUGACCCGUCAUGGAGCGAAGCAAGCAGUGAUGACAAGAAUGCAGGGGAAACAGACAUGUACUGCUAUGGAAUGGGGUGCUUAGGUAGAUUCGCUGUCGCAUUGCGUGGUAAUGCAAUUUCAUCCAAUUUCCCAGACUUGUUCCCAUCAUUCUUGGAUGAUUCAGAAUGGACAAAGCGCCAUGCAGGGGUAACUGCCCUCGGCCUAAUUGCAGAAGGAUGCUCAAAGGUAAUAAAACAAAAUAGUUUGAGCCUGUUUGUGGAAAAAGUUUUGCUUCUCUUCCAAGACUCUCACCCUCGUGUGCGUUGGGCGGCUAUCAAUGCAAUUGGGCAUUUGUCUAACCAUUUAGGCCCCCAGUUGCAAGAGAAGUUUCAUCAACGGUUGAUCCCUGCACUAAUAGCAGCCAUGGAUGAUUUUCAGAAUCCCAGAGUACAGGCACAUGCUGCUUCAACAAUGCUAUUAUUCAGCCAGAGUUGCACUUCAAAUAUCUUGAAACCUUACCUGAAGGGAAUCUUAAGGAAAUUGCUUGAUCUCCUACAGAAAGAAAAGCGGAUGUUGAAGGAUGGGGCUUUAACAACUAUAGCCUCGAUAGCUAAUUCAUCGAUGGAGUAUUUUCGGGAGUACUAUAGUAAUGUCAUGCCUUACCUGAAAGUUAUAUGGGAAAGUGGGUUAGACAUACCUAAUGAUCACAUACUUGUUGCCAAAUCCGUGGAGUGUGUUACUAUGAUUGGAAUGGCUGUUGGAAAGGAAAUGUUCGGCAGCGAUGCUGAAGAGGUUGUGAACAUGCUUAUCUUCUUACAAAAACAUGAUUCAGAGCCUGGUGAUCCAAUGAGAAUUCAUUUGUUACAAGCAUGGAGCAGACUCUGCAAAUGCUUAGGGCAGGAGUUUCUUCCUUAUCUGAGUGUUUCCAUGCCUCAUUUGCUUCAAUCUGCUCAACUCAAGUGUUAUAGACUUAUUACCAAUCCUGAUAAUAAUGAUGAAUCAGAUGAUGAAAGUAUGGAGGAAGUGGCUUUUGGGAGUGGAGGGUUUGGAAUCAAUAUUAAUGUCCUAGAGGAGAAGGCAUUGGCUUGUAAUGUGCUCUGUUGCUAUGCUGCUGAGUUGAAAGGAGCAUUACAUUUGUGGAUUGAUGAGGUUGCAAAAACUUUAGUUCCACUUCUCAAAUUUAGUUUCCAUGACAAAGUUAGAACAGCUGCUGUUUCAGCCAUGCCACUGAUCUUGCAUUCAGUCAUAGCCGCUAUGAACAGGGGGCUUUAUCUUCCAGGGUUUAAAGAAUCCCCUAUCAAAAUAUUAUCUCGCACCAUCAUACAAGCUCUAGUUGAAGCUCUACAUGAGGAAUCCAGGACAAAAAUUCGCACAAGAAUUUUGGACUCAUUGAAUAAAUGCAUGCAGAUUUCUGGAUCUCUUCUGGAAAAAAGCCAGCUUACAUACUUCACUGAUGUAAUAAUAGAGGUUCUCACAGCUUGCUCAUUUAAGAUAACUGAAAGAGUCAAAGAAGAGGAUGUAGAUGCAGCACUGGAGUUGCUUGAAGAGGAAAUUAUAGAAGAAGAGAAAGCUUUUAACAUGAUUGAAGAUUGCUUGGGCACUUUAAUCAAAACAUCUAAAGCUUCAUUCUUGACUCUUUCUAACAAUCUUUUUCCAUGUCUAAAACUCAUGUGGGGUAAUGAUAGAACACUUAAAGAGAGAACGAUUGCUUUACGGGUUCUUUAUGAUGUAGCAGAGCAAUGCCGAGAAGAAGCUUUCAGGUAUUAUGGGACAUGUCUUCCUUUUCUAAAUAAAGCUUGCAAUGAUGAGAACCCAGAAGUUCGACAGGUAGUUGCUCGUGGAAUCAGUAUUUGUGCCGAAUUUGGUGGAUCUGUCUUUAAACCUCAUGUUGAUGAGGCUCUUUCUAAUCUCAAAGCAGUGAUGGAGCAUCCUAAUGCCCUACAACCUGAUAAUAUAAUGACCUAUGAAGUUGCUGUUUCUGCUUUUGGACAAAUAUGCCAUCUCCAUUGCGACAGCAUUGGUUCAUAUGAGGUUGUCUCUUUUUGGCUAAGCCACUUGCCAUUAAGAAAUAAUUUAAAUGAGGCCAAGCUUGUGCAUGAUCAGCUCUGCUCAAUGAUCGAAACGUCUGAGGAAAAUAUUUUUGGUCCCGGAGAUGUUAAUCUUCCUAAGAUCAUUGCAGUGCUUUCAGAGGUUCUAUGGGCAGGUGACAAUUUAGCAACGGCACAGACUAUCUACAGAAUGAUUAAACUACUGAAGCAAUUUCAGCAGAAAUUACAGCCCUCAACCUUGGCAUCAUUGCCUCUACAUCACCAAAAUCUGAUUGAAUCUAUACUAUAAACUUAGUUCCUUGAAACCUCUUAUCAGUUGUCACCAUUCUUUCCCUGAGUGUAUCUUUCAGUCAACACAAACUAUAAGCAAAUUGUACAUCACCUAUUCUUUUCCACUGUAUAUAUACAUUUUUUUCCCUAA
This is a messenger RNA of Cornus florida, 3469 nucleotides long. RefSeq lists its product as uncharacterized. The transcript is spliced from 20 exons. Gene Ontology annotation, molecular function: nuclear import signal receptor activity. NCBI's taxonomy places the organism in Eukaryota, Viridiplantae, Streptophyta, Magnoliopsida, Cornales, Cornaceae. Bases 716 to 3337 code for a protein of 873 amino acids. Gene Ontology annotation, cellular component: cytoplasm; nucleus. Gene Ontology annotation, biological process: protein import into nucleus. The record is from RefSeq and is a predicted model, not a curated record.